GAUUAGGAUGAGGGUUUCGUCAUACGAAAGGGAUCUUUGAACCUUUGACCUCAGCAGGGUAUAUCUCCCGCGCGCCUGUGUGUGGGAGCAUCCGUGUGUUGGUGUGCUGCUGCUGUGUGUUUAUCACACUGGGCAAGAAUGGGGUUGCAUGGUUUUUGUGUGUGCAAAAUACAGCCUGAGUCCGUCGUGCGCAUCACAGCGCGAGGGUGCUGCCUUUGUGACUCCUGUUUAAUUCUUCUAAAACGAACGAGGGCAGCAUCACCAGGGAAGUGUCACCUUCCAUCUCUAGUCACAUGCAAUAGGCAGGGACACACACCAGUGUUGAAUAGUGCGAUAAGAGCCCGGUGUGAAAUCGUACCGCCCAACAUGAGCCAAGCGGCCGCCGGACUAUCGCAGCAGUUCUGCGUACGCUGGAACAGCCAUCUGGGCAGCCUCGGUGCCGCCUUUCCACAGCUAUUAGCCGGCCAAAGGUUCGUGGAUGUGACGCUGGCAUGCGAGGGCCACCAGGUGCACUGUCACCGUCUGGUGCUGGCCGCCUGCUCGACCUACUUUGAGAAUCUCCUGGGCGAAAACCCCUGCAAGCAUCCGAUCAUCAUCCUGCCCCGGGACAUCAAGCUGUGGGCGAUACAGGCACUGGUGGACUUUAUGUACAAAGGCGAGGUGAACGUAUCGCAGGCGGGACUGCCAGAUCUGAUGAAAUGUGCGGAAGUGCUGAAAAUUCGUGGCCUGUGCGGAUCGGACGCCGCGCUCAACCUGAACCAGGUGCACAGCCCAUCGGGCAGCCACCAGUACCAGCAGCAACAACACAGCAGUGCCAACAGCAGUGACGCCGGUGAGCCGGUGGAGCAUACCGGCGUCACGGCACGGGCGUCCGAGGGACCGUACGUUGGACGACAUGGGGGACAAAGUCAAAGUGCAAGAUUGCCGCAAAGCAAUGCAUCCAGUGGACCAAAGAGACAGCUGCUGAACAGCUUAAACUUGCAGCCGAUUGACGCGGGAAUUGCCCUGCCCCAUCACCACCACCAUCAGCAGAAUGAGGACGGCGUUCACAGUGAUAACGGGGAGAGUGGCAAUGAAAUGUGCAUCAAAACGGAGGAUUUAAUCAUCGAUGAAGAUGAUUCAGGCAGCAGACAGUGUGGAGACGAGGAUGAGCUUGGAAUAGACAGUACUGACAAAACCGGUUCCGACGCGAUUCGCUGCGAGCAGUUCCUCGGCGCACAUCCAAUGGAUGCGGAGGAUCGGGUCGGGAGUGAUUCGAUGCGGGAGGACCGAAUGGAGGAAGAGAUGGAGGUGGGCGAAAAGAUGAUCGAUGAUGGACGCAUGGUAAUGGAAAAGUCAGAACAAUGCCACACCGAUCGGCACCCGCCGUCCUCCGGCGUUGGUGAUCCGCCCGAUUACGACCAUUUUGAGGCGAACGAAAUCGAAGGUGCUGAGCAUGAUCUGAUGGAGUUGAGUGGGGAGACCGAAGCACCGGUGGAAGCUGGAGCCAACAGGAAGCGCCGAAAGCUCGCCACCACCAACACCACCACCAGCUCCACACUAAACAGCGAGCUGCUAGUGUCCGCUGGCGGCAGCAGCUCCUCCACCACCCUGUCUAGCUACAGUCACAGUGCCAAUAGUGCGGGUGAGCAACGAUCGAAAGCCGGCGGCGGACCGCGUACGGUCGGGGCCGUGCCGUCGCUUUCCUCCAUAGGUGUGCGGUCCGGGCCCGGCGGUUCCCGCGGCUCGAUACGGGUGAAAUCCAUCGAGAAUCUCUUCGAAAACUAUCAAGCCAAACAAUCACCAAAGUCUUCCGACAAGAGAAGGGCCCAGCCGCACCACUCCCCGGUGGUGGUGCUGGGCUGCAGCGGUGCCAAUAUCAGUGAGAACGACAGUAGUGCCAGUGAACAGCAGCAGCAUGCUUCCUCGUUGAUGUACAACCGCAACGAGAUGGAUGUGUACGUGAAGCAGCAGCAACAACGGAUCCUAAAAACUGCGGCCGAGCGGCACACCGACGGCGGUGACGAAACGAAUGCUUCCACGGUGAUGAACGAUGGCGAUGGGUACGAGAACAUCAUCUGCUCGCCGAACUUCCCGCAGCUGAGCGAAGCGGCCAGUGCCGGUGAUGAUGGUGCCGGUGCCUACAAGGCGGAAGAGGACGACGAGGACGAGGAGUACGGGGACGAGUACGCCAUACAGCUGCUGGCGGAGGAGAUCGACAGCAGCCUGCUCGCCAACGGGGGCGGCGAAAGCGAGGGAGACGAAAUUCUGUACAAACCACCGGCCCUGAUGGCGCUCGGCGCCGCCAAGGGAGCGCACCCCGGCAAGACGGCCACCGGCCUGCGAGCGUACGGUGCGGGUGGUCCUCCCACCUCGACGCUGACGAUUCGCAAACUGGACGGACGGUCCCGUGGCAACGUGCCGCAGGCGACGGGCGGCUUAGCGCGCACGGUAACGCGUCGACCCCGGCUAACUGGCCGUUCGAAGGACGCGCUGCAUCAGCUGCUGAACUCGAACGGUACGCCACCGCCGGUCGCCUUUACGCUGCGCAAUCCGCGCGGCAACCAGCCGCGCACGUACAACACCGAGGCGCUCUGGGCGGCACUGAUGGACGUGAAGGCGGGUGAAAGUAUUUACCGCGCAUCACAAAUGCACAAAGUUCCUCGCAAGACGCUGCGGAAUUGGAUGAAGCGGUGGGACAUCAAGUCUGCCUACCCGAUGCCGAGGCAGCUGAAGGAGGCGGCCGAAAAGAAGCGCAUCAUAAAGGAGCUGACCAGCCAAAUACAAUAGCAGGAGCGGCGGCAGCCACUGCUAUGCCCGCUAGCGCACGAUAACGGUUUAGCACAGUUUAGCUUCCACUAUGCUAACGGCACUGCUGCUACGGUUGAUGGUGCCGACGGCAUCCCGCAACCAGCAGCAGUACCGGAAGCAGUUCCAAUCGUUGCCAACACGACAAUGCCAAUAAUAUGGGGAUAAGGAAUGGUACAUUAAAGAGGGGGGAACAGCAACAGCAGUAGUAGUAGUAGGUUUUCAGGGAGAGAGAGAGAGAGAAAGAGAGCAGGGAAUGUAAUUUUAAAUUCAACCAACAAAAACCAAAAAGAAACGAAAAAAGCCAACUUAAAACACACAAGUCGCCAACAACGCCGCAAACGUGCGUUAAAAGGGAAAGGAAAAAAGAAAAGAUAAUAUUAUAGAUAUAUAUACAAACACACAUGUAGGGAAGAUGGACAUUAUACGUACAUGGGCAUAACAUCACGGGAAAAAAUGUUACACAUUUGUAAUGUGCAAAAGACGUUGCGAUGCAGAAAAAAAACACAAAAAAGGGGGGAGAUCGGAACUAGUUGCCAAGAUAAAGAUAAAGAGUUUGAACGAUAGAGAAUGAUCCAGGGAAUAGUAAGAGUAUAUUAUAUAUAUACACAUUAUACAUAGAUUUUACAUACACUUUAUUUAAUUUUACAGUAAGGUUGCUAAAGUGGGUGAACAAAUGGACUUCUGCUCCAUCUAGCUCACCUUUCGCAGGGAGAAGAUGAAUCAAUUUCACGUACACGGGCCGCGGGAGUCAUUUAGAAGAGGCGAACCAACCGCGCGCGUGUAUAAGAGGGACUUAUUUUUCGCAACCAAACCAGCAACACUCCAUAUAUACUAAUUGAUUUACCUUAGAGUGAUUUAAUGGCCAAACCCAAACAAACCCACUUGCGCUGCUCCUUAGUGUGGUCUCAGUGUGUUACGACGUUAUUUUUAAAUUCAUACAUUUCAGUCAAGUUUAUGGUUACGCACACAAGCUGCGUAUACCAGUACCAGGCCAAAAGUGGUAGCAAGAGUAGAAUGGAUAGGGGAAUAAGUCACACCACGAACUCGAAAAGUCAUCUAAGCAUUCGUUAAAUCCGUUUGAUUUUUAAAACAAAUGGAACAAAGUGAAGGUUUCUAGUCAUUCGUCUGUCUCCCGUGCUGUGGAGCCCCAGAUGCUAUUAUUUGAUUGUUUUGUUUUUUUGUUUAGUUUAAUAUACAUGAAGCGAGUAUAACUUUUGUGUGCUUAAUGGUUGAUAAGUAUUUUGUUGGUUUCGUUUUUUUGUUUUUAAUUUUGUUUAUCGAUGUUUUUUUCCUUCUUUUUUUUGUUAAUUUGCAGUGGCAAUACAAACGGGAUUAGAGUAGAACUUACUUUUACGCAUAAGUAUUUAGUUCAAUUGUGAUGGACUUUAGUGGAUGGGAGCAGCUUUUUACUUUAGUUUCUUGUUUAUUUUGCUCUUCAAACAA
Molecule: messenger RNA, 4233 nt
Organism: Anopheles arabiensis
Lineage: Eukaryota; Metazoa; Arthropoda; Insecta; Diptera; Culicidae
Product: broad-complex core protein isoforms 1/2/3/4/5-like
Exons: 7
Coding region: 139-2769 (876 amino acids)
Biological process (GO): regulation of transcription by RNA polymerase II
Cellular component (GO): nucleus
Molecular function (GO): protein binding
Source: RefSeq, a predicted model, not a curated record